Drosophila eugracilis is the source of this 1226-nucleotide messenger RNA. RefSeq lists its product as uncharacterized. The record is from RefSeq and is a predicted model, not a curated record. The transcript has a single exon. Lineage: Eukaryota; Metazoa; Arthropoda; Insecta; Diptera; Drosophilidae. The annotation marks the transcript as partial.
CAUCAAUCGGGACCAUCUGCUCCAGGACCCAUUCAGGAAACCGUUCACCCAGGUCCUGUUUAUCCAGCUGAUCAUCACGAACAUCAGGUGCAGCACCAGGAGAAUCAUCAGAAUCACCAGGUGCUUCAUGAGAUUGAACAUGAACCUCAUAUCCCGCACGAUCAUCAUGAUCAUUCCCCCUCUCUGCCACCUUAUCAUGUGGAAAAAGGCGUAGAGCACGACCAUCAUGUGGUGGAGAAGCACAUACCCAUUCCGUAUGCCGUGCCACAACCCGUACCCGUUCCCGUCCACGUCGAGCACUACGUGGAUCGACCUUAUCCUGUUGAGACGAUAGUCGAACACCCUGUUCCAUAUCCCGUGGAGAGGGUGGUGGAGAAGAUUGUGGAGAAGCAUGUGCCCGUCGAGGUGGAGCGCAUCGUAGAGAAACCAGUGCAUGUGGAGAAGAUUGUGGAGAAAUUCGUUGACCGCCCAAUGGCCAUUCCGAUCCAUGUACCCGUGGCCAUUCAUAUGCCCAUGCCGCCAGGACACUCCUCACUGGCAUUUUCUCAUCAUGGCCACCCCAAUGCUCUGACUCCCUGGUCUCAUUCAGUGGCCCACAUUCCACCGAAGGUGCUGCAGAACUACUACACCAGGAUGCUGAAGAAGUUGCUCCCACAACUGACGGCCAAAACCCCUGCCCAGCCUUCCACAAAAGCGGUCAAGCUGAGUAAGCCGGUGGCAGCUGUCAAGCAGCCGGUGAAGCCCGUGAGGGGAGAGGCGCCCAAGGUCGCCACUUUCAGUUUGGCGGAUAUGAAAUUCGACCUUCGACCUCCGCCACCGCCGCAGGGAUCGCCUUGGUUGCAGGGUGCCCGUUAUAUUUACAACACCCUCCCCGCCGACUUGGCCACCGCCGCUGCCUCGGCCCCCGUUCAAAUGGUUAAGACCUACAUUGGCGCCAUUCCAGCCACAAGCACUGGCAACUCUGGCAACGGGGAUUCCUCGCUCACCAACGAGUUCGAUGAGUUUCAGCGAUGGCGCAAUGGGCAUUCCCUUAAACGUAGUCCAGACUUUGGGCGUAACCUUCAACUGGAAUACGGUUUCAAGCCCCCUUUGGUGCCUUCCAUGGAAAUCGAUGACAAGGGGAAUCCCCUCAAGACGGCUGAGCAAACGGAGGCGCAGUGAAAGCGUUAGUUAAGCAAAGGAAAGGGGAGGAAAAGCGUGCCAAAAUAUAAUGCUAUAGUAAUUAU